This is a messenger RNA of Ceutorhynchus assimilis (cabbage seed weevil), 1440 nucleotides long. The record is from the annotation of a GenBank genome assembly. NCBI's taxonomy places the organism in Eukaryota, Metazoa, Arthropoda, Insecta, Coleoptera, Curculionidae.
AUGGUAAUUGUAUAUUGUAGGUUGGUUAUUAUUUUGUAUGUUGCAAUGGUUGUUUAUGUGUCUUGCCAACACCAUAGAAGGAAGUCGGAAAAUUUUGAUAAAAUUGAAAAUACAUUGAUACAAAUAUUUUCUUUGAAAACCAAUUGGAAAAAAUUGUCGAUCUCAAAUGACAGGCCUAAUUUUCAAAAAUUAAAAUUCAUCCAAGGCCUGCGUUUCUAUAAUAUGCUUUUGGUGAUAUUUUGUCAUACCACGUGUAGCUAUAUCAACGGUUACGUUUCUAGCACUGAAUACAUUGAAUUGGCCUACAGAAACCAAAUAAGACUGUUCAUGGCCACGCUGUUUGUAUUCCUGGUGCAAACCUUCUUUUUGAUAUCGGCUUUUUUUCUGAGCUAUCAUGUUUGUCAAUCUAUGGAGGUGUAUCGAGAUUCCAAAUUGAGAUAUAUCGUUGUCACACUUCUGAAUCGUUAUUUAAGACUUCUGCCGCCUGUUUUUGUAAUGGUUUUCCUAUGCAAAUCGUCAUGGGUUGCAGGCAUUUUCCAAGGCCCUGUAAAGUCCUUUUACGUCGACCGAGAGUACGAAAGGUGCCAGAAAAAUUGGUGGGCCAACAUUUUAUUCGUCAACAAUCACUACGAUUACAACAACAUGUGUUAUCUUAUUACUUGGUACUUAUCCGCCGACACGCAACUGUACCUGAUGUCUUUGCUGAUAAUGUUGAUUAUCUGGAAAUUUCGUCAAAGAACUAAAAUUGUUUUGAUUCUGGUUAUUUUUAUAGGCAUUAUGAUUCCUGCGUUUAUGUGCUAUAAAUAUGGUUUGGACAUGAUUUACAGAAUAACCCCAGAGAACUCCAAAACCGAUAAAUUCAGAACGUUCAAAUUCAACGCAGUUUAUACAUCUACUUAUGCCAAUAUGGCUUCGUACAUGGUUGGUUUAGCCAUUGGUCGUUUUUAUUUUGCUUUGGACAAAGGAAAUGUUACAUUGUCUGGGAAACAUCUCCUAUUACUGAAGUGUGUCUUCUGUACUUUACCCAUUGCCAUAAUUUUAAUUUCCUCACAAGAAUAUUCUAGAACCAUCACCAUAGUUUUGAUAGGUUUAGUAAAGCCCUUGUACGCUUUAGGAAUUGGUGCUGGAAUUUUGGCGAUGUCCCAGCAAAAAACAGAUCUAGUGAAAACCGUUUGCGAAUUGCCUUGGGUAUUGUUUUUAGGCAAUUUCACUUACAGCACUUACGUGGUGCAAUUCGGCAUAGUGUUUUAUAGGACCGCUGCCGCUUACGAGCCAUAUUUUUUAUCGGAUUCUGUAUUGUUAACGUCAUUUUUUCAAGACGUAGUCCUGUCGAUAUUCUGUGGCUUUCUGAUGCAUAUUUUCUUAGAGAUGCCAGCGUUGCAGUUGCAAAAAAUGUUUGUACCUCAAAUAAGGCACAUUUCAUCUUCGAAACAAAAAUAA